Molecule: messenger RNA, 848 nt
Organism: Cantharellus anzutake
Lineage: Eukaryota; Fungi; Basidiomycota; Agaricomycetes; Cantharellales; Hydnaceae
Product: HSP20-like chaperone
Exons: 3
Coding region: 125-577 (150 amino acids)
Source: RefSeq, a predicted model, not a curated record
CGAGAGCUCAGGCUCCAUCAGUGUUAGAGACGCCCGCGUUCCGAAUGGCGCAGCAGAGGUGUUUUCGUCUGAUGAUGAAGAUUUUAAGAAGCUAUGGGAAGAGGCUACUGCGAGGAAGCAAAAGAUGACGAAAACUAUCGUGCGGAAGAGGACACUCCAUCAGGGGAGUUUAGACAUGGUAGGCCCAGGGGUCACCACUGUUAGUCGAGCGCCGAGCAGGCUUAAGCGCAGGAAGUCAAGGUUCCAUCUCAAGCCAAACCACGAUGCCGAUUAUGUCACCGCAGUAUUUGAUCUACCUGACGUACGCAAGGAGGAUAUACACGUUGCAUAUCAAUUUGAUCGAUUAACGAUCACAUGGGAGUCUACCUCUGUUUUUGAGCGACAGGAGCGAGACGGGACGCUCGUACGGGAGAGGAAGGAGAGGAAAUACGCUAGGACCUUGCCUCUGCCGCCAGGGACUCCGUUCUCCGACGUCCACGCUUACCUGGAGGAUGGUCAACUGUCAGUAACAUACCCAAAAUUCCCCGCCACACCGUUGUCGCACCUUCCAUUACGCCCAGUAUCAUUGAUUCAAUGACUCGUAACGCUUCUACCCGUUAUUCUGUCAUCGGUUUUCGUGCGCUAUAUGGUCGAAACAUACCCUUCUCCUAGAAUCAACGCUGCUUCGAGUGAUGUGUUUCCGGGACAGGGCGAACCCCAUACAUAAUUCUCUGGCCUAAGACCCUUGUGAUCCUUGGGGAGUUUGGGCCCGUCCAACUAGCAAAUGUGAUACAUUAACACUAUAGCCUUUACCACUGGCAUUGAUCACUCCCCCCCAACAAUCCAUCCACUCACUCACUCGUUUGUUU